This is a messenger RNA of Bubalus bubalis (water buffalo), 2389 nucleotides long. RefSeq names its product ORAI calcium release-activated calcium modulator 3 (gene ORAI3). Lineage: Eukaryota; Metazoa; Chordata; Mammalia; Artiodactyla; Bovidae. The transcript has 2 exons. Gene Ontology annotation, biological process: store-operated calcium entry. The record is from RefSeq and is a predicted model, not a curated record. The coding region runs from base 564 to 1562 and encodes 332 amino acids. Gene Ontology annotation, cellular component: membrane. Gene Ontology annotation, molecular function: store-operated calcium channel activity.
GGGGGGGUAGGGUGGGGGGGCCAAAAAGGGAAACCAGAGGAGCAAUUGGGGAUCCAGGUGUCAGAGAUGAGGGGAUUUGGGGAACCAGGGGAAAGCAACAGGGCUGAGUGAGGGGCGGGGGGCAAGAGCAGGUGCAAGGGGGGCGGUAGUAGCCCCUCGGGGUCACCCCUCUCCUUCCUCCCUCCCCGGAUUUCAGUUCCUUCUCCCCAGCCCUGACUCCUUGAACGUCACUGACAAUGGCAGCUAUCUUGAGGAGUGGGGCCCGCAGGCCUGCCCGCUGUUCAGCGCGCCCUGGGGAGUGGUGAGGGGUACCCCCGCCCCCUACCUGCCUCCCCGCACUAUACUUGAACAUUCAUCUGUACUGAAGUGUUACUUGAACCGGGGGAACCUCGGGCCUGGGGGAGCCAGAGCUUAAGGGGACGGGACCAGCGUGGACUGAGACUGGACUGGUGGACCACCCAGUUCGGACUGGACCACCCCAGGCUCUCUCGCUUUACUGUAUUGAGCAGCUCUACCCCUCCUGACCCUGAGGUGGGGGUGGGGGGUGGUGGGCCAGCCUAGUGAUGGGGAAGAUGGGACUCCUCCAGCUUGGCUCUUCCCACUCUUUCAUCGUCAUGGAACCUUGUAUCCCAUUUGCCCAGGGAACUGCCACUCCUGGUUGCCAUGGAAUUAGCAGCCAAUGGACACCUCCCAAAGCCAGUGCUAAGGCUGGAAAUGGCCCCUCUUUGUUGCCAUGGGAACUUAGUAAAGACUCUUGGCCCUCCCCUGCCCCUUCCUCUGCGGGGGCGGGACUUUGGGAGCCAGGGGUAGGGGCAGGGGCCAGGUCCCGCCCCUCAGCCCGGGUCUCCCUGGGGAACCAGACUGGACCAUGUUGGGGAGGGGGGAAUAUCCACAUACCUCAGGUGGCCAUGGUUGAGGUGCAGCUGGAGAGCAAACACGAAUACCCGCCGGGCCUGCUGGUGGCCUUCAGCGCCUGCACCACCGUGCUGGUGGCUGUGCACCUCUUUGCACUCAUGGUCUCCACCUGUCUGCUGCCUCACAUUGAAGCCGUUAGCAACAUCCACAACCUCAACUCUGUCCACCAGUCUCCACACCAGCGACUCCACCGCUACGUGGAACUGGCCUGGGGCUUCUCCACUGCCUUGGGCACCUUCCUUUUUCUGGCUGAAGUUGUCCUGGUUGGCUGGGUCAAGUUUGUGCCCAUCGGGGCCCCCUUAGGCACAUCAGGCCCAGUGGGACCUGCCUCCCAGCUGCCUGAGACUCUGCCACCAGUGGCCACCUCCCUUAGUCCAGCUUCCAAGCCGUCCUCCGCUUCUGUAGCCCCAUCACAGGCUGAGCCCCCUGAGCCCUGCCCCCCACGGCAAGCAUGUGGCGGUGGUGUGGCCCAUGGACCAGGCUGGCAAGCCGCCAUGGCCUCCACGGCAAUCAUGGUACCUGUAGGGCUAGUGUUUGUGGCCUUUGCCCUGCAUUUCUACCGCUCCUUGGUGGCUCACAAGACCGACCGCCACAAGCAAGAGCUAGAGGAGCUGAAUCGCCUGCAAGGGGAGCUUCAGGCUGUGUGAGGCUGGUGUUAGCCCAAGGCUGAGAGCACUGCCUGCCCCAGGGGUCAGUCAGAGGCCCCGGAUCUACCAACCCCAUUCUGAGGCCCUGCGUGGAGCCACUUCCUGUGGCCACUCUCAGGUAGAGAACAGAUUCCUGCCCUCAGGGUCCUUCGGGCUGGAUCUUGGGGCAGCUCCCACAUUCCCAGGGAUUCUGUCUAGUCUACCCCAUGGGUUUUGGAAGCUCUACUCUACACCCAGGGGGCUGGGAAGAGAAUGAGAGUUAAGUGGAAGGUCCUUGGUCCAAGCUCCUGUGGCAGGUAGAGGGGAGGCAGGGAGACCCUGGUCAGACCUUCGGUGCUCUUAGCCACUUGCCCCCAUACAGAAUGAGAACGUCAGAAGGAUACACGCCCAUCCAGUUGGCCCAGAAGGCAGGCAAUCCUUAUUUUACUUUUGUAGACUGUUUUAUGGUUGGCUUUUUUUUUUUUUUUUAAAGUUUUCCCCCAUCCUCAGAUUUUGAUUUCCACGCUCUCGCUUUGGCAUUUGGGUAGAGAGGGAUUUAGGUGUUUCUCCCCCAGGCACAGGUCCAGCCUUUCCAAGGGAGAGCUUCCCUGUUUGGAGGAGGUUCAAAUGCCUGCCCCACUGCCCUAGACACACACUCAUGCUUCUAUAACUGAUUCCUACUCUCCUGGUCCAGGGCCGGGGGGCCGCGCACCCAGCCUGACUCCCUAGCAAGGAUUGGGGUGAUAAGGGAGAAGGUCCAUUCCAUAGCCCUUAGAAUACAGAACUCUUCUGACACUGAAUUUUUGAUGCACCUAGUUUUGUAUAAUAAAUUGUGUUUUACACAUGUC